Messenger RNA from Leptopilina heterotoma, 1003 nucleotides. RefSeq lists its product as uncharacterized. The coding region runs from base 468 to 971 and encodes 167 amino acids. The transcript is spliced from 3 exons. Lineage: Eukaryota; Metazoa; Arthropoda; Insecta; Hymenoptera; Figitidae. The record is from RefSeq and is a predicted model, not a curated record.
CGCAGUUUGGAUGUUUCACUCUAUGUGGAUAAACCUUAAUGUUGAAGGUUGAACUAGUAACGAUACACCGGAACGGCGGAACCGGAAACCUGUCUUUUCUGUCGAGUCAUCAAUGGAAGCCACAUCCAGCUCAUGCCAAAUUAUCGGAAUUUUAUUUUAUUCCAAACAAUUACAUAGUGAUGAUGGUGAUUUAUGCGAGCAAUUCAACUCAAUUCAGUCUACAAUUCAAAAAAAUAUUGCCGGCGAUUUAGAAAAAAACAUCGUCUGAAGUUUCGAAGAGAUUGGAGGAUAUUCGAACGCGUUACGCCUUCUAAAGACUUUUGUUUAUGAUCUCUGCAGAUUUGUUUACUUUUCGUUUUUAAUACUAGGAAAAUUCCGUUUGGAUUUGAAACUGAUAAUAAGUGCGAUUCCAUGAGAGAUCACAUCGAACUAGCAGUUUCGAGAAGACAAGCCAUGCUUAUCGAGCUAUGGGGGACAUCCCAAACGUUAGUGUCGUGAAGAGCAGUCCAAUCGACCUAAUUGGGGGAACCAAUCGAAAUAGCAGUGUCGUGAAGAGCAGUCCAGUCGACCUAAUUGGAGGAGCCAAUCCAAGUAGCAGCUUCAGGGAGACGAGCCAUGCUAGUCGAGCUAGAGGGACAUCCCAAACGACAGUCGUGAAGAGCAGUCCAGUCGACCAAAUGGGGGGAACCUAUCGAAAUAGCAGUGUCGUGAAGAGCAGUCCAGUCGACCUAAUUGGGGGAGACAAUCCAAGUAGCAGCUUCAGGGAGACCAGCCAUGCUAGUCGAGCUAGAGGGACAUCCCAAACGACAGUCGUGAAGAGCAGUCCAGUCGACCUAAUUGGGGGAGCCAAUCCAAGUAGCAGCUUAAGGGAGACCAGCCAUGCUAGUCGAGCUAGGGGGACAUCCCAAACGACAGUCGUGAAGAGCAGUCCAGUCAAUUUAAUGGGGGAGCCAAUCCAAGUAGCAGCUUAAGGAAGACCAGCCAUGCUAGUCGAGCUAGGGGG